Tachysurus fulvidraco (yellow catfish) is the source of this 6892-nucleotide messenger RNA. RefSeq names its product zinc finger protein 804A (gene znf804a). Gene Ontology annotation, cellular component: nucleus. The record is from RefSeq and is a predicted model, not a curated record. The coding region runs from base 581 to 3355 and encodes 924 amino acids. The transcript has 4 exons. NCBI's taxonomy places the organism in Eukaryota, Metazoa, Chordata, Actinopteri, Siluriformes, Bagridae.
GGAACUGUAGAAGCAGCGCGCGAUAGAUUCACUCUUCACCGCAGCGCUCGCUGAAACACACACACACACACACACACACACACACACACACACACACACACACUCUCUCUCUCUCUCUCUCUCUCUCUCUCUCUCUCUCUCUCUCUCUCUCUCUCUCUCUGACAUCAUGCUUCGAACACACACUCCACGGGCAGCGAGCGGAGCAGAUGAACACACCACACACGGUCCACACGUGGCGCAGAACCGUCAGUGAGACACGAACCAGACUCUUACGUUAGGACUUCAGAGGAGAUAAAGGGAUUAGUUUUGUCUCUUUUGGAGAAAAAAAGAAGAAAAGGAACAGCAGAUAGCAGUUUCAUCAGACGGAUAACGUGCCGAUGAUAGAGAGAUGAUGGAGAGAUGACGGGAAUCUCCCAGUCUCCUACAGCACGCGCAGGAUUUUAACCUGAACGAGACGCAGAGCAGCCAGACAUCUGCAGAAACUCCACUUGUUUUACUCUGAGUGUGUGUGUGUGUGUGUGUGUGUGUGUGUGUGUGUGUGUGUGUGUGUGUGUGUGUGUGUGUGUGUACAUGUUCCCACAUGGCGUGCUAUUACAUCGUGAUCAGCUCCACACACCUCAGCAAUGGACACUUCCGCAACAUCAAAGGAGUUUUCAGAGGACCUCUGUGCAGAAACGGCAACUUGGAUUAUGCGGAAAAGGAGAAAAGCUUGACUAAAGCUCUGGAGGAUCUGAAGGCUAAUUUCUACUGCCAGCUGUGUGAUAAACAAUACUACAAACAUCAGGAGUUUGACAAUCACAUUAACUCUUAUGACCAUGCACACAAACAGAGGCUGAAGGAGCUAAAACAGAGGGAAUUUGCCCGCAACGUGGCCUCCAAAUUAAGGAAGGAUGAACAAAAGCAGGAACGAGCGCUUCAGCGGCUACACAAAUUGGCUGAACAGAGGAGAGAGGUUAAAUGUAGUGCUCCAGGAAGUGGCCCGAUGUUUAAAUCCACCACCGUGGCAGUGGAAAGCUUCAAUAAGUCUUGCUUCAUGGAUGAAGAAGAAAACCAAAACAUUGCAGAACAGGAGACAGAAUCUCAAAUCCCAUGGCCAUAUCGAGGAAAAGCAAAAAAACAAACUCUCCGACGCAAGAUCGCCUUCUCCCUUUCCUUUCCAAAGAGAGCCUCGCUGAAGCUAGAGUCUUCUGCUGCAGUCUUUUCUGAGAGUACAGAAGAGAAGAAGAUGAUUAAAUAUGAUACAGAGAUGAUGACACAUCAAAAGAGUUCCACCAAAAGUUCCCUGAAUGAUGCAAUGCCUGCCUCAGAUCUGUGUGCUUUCCUCGUUUACUCAGAGAACAGAUCAGUGUCUCCAAUUAGCCACUUUUCAACUGUUCCUGGAAGCUCAAAUAUCAGUCUGGAGUCAGUGGAAAGCAAUGUUACUGAAAGUAAAGAAAACAGUAGUCAGGAAGAGAGCACCAUAAGUGAUAGGUCUCAACCAACAUCAUGUGAUAUCAAUUUAUUUCAAAGGCAAGAAAAGGACAAUGUUGUUCUCAGAAGACCAAGCCAACCUUUUCUCUCUGUUGUGGCUCGAGAUAGUAGAACUAUCUUCCAAUGGCCUUCAGAAAUGGUGUAUUUCACAAAAACAGAGCCCUCCAUCUCAUUUAGCUGCAAUCCUCUCUAUUUUGACUUUAAAUGUUCAGGACAGUACAGUAAGUCUCCUGAAGUCUUGUACAACAAAAAUGGACAAGAACUGUCUUUCAUUUCUGAAAAAAGCCACAAAAUGUCCUCUUCCUGUGAGAUCACCACAGAGCAUGUUACAUGUAGAUUGGAAAAAAAUAUCCGAAAGUGCCACCUGUAUUCCAGCGAUGCCCAGGGCAAAUACAAACAUUUGAAAAAUUCGGCUCAGGGCAGUAAAAGAGCAGAGGAAAAGUUGCAAGGCAGAGAUCGACGCCAUUACAGGAGUCAACACAAAAAGAGACACAAGAGAAGAAGUAGGUGGGAGGCGGAGGAUUACAGUGAGCCAGAGCAGAGUGCAAGCAUGAAAAAAUGGACUAAACUCCACAAACGAGAAGGAUUUGAAAGCCAAUUUAGAGGCUAUGCUGCACAGCAAGAGCGGCCAUUAGAGAAGUCAAAGCAAUCAACUCAGAAUCAGGCAGAGAAUAACAGCAUUGUUUCCUCAGCAGGAGGCUCUGUUGAAGCUGAAAAGGUACUUGAUAUCAGUGGGGGCACAGUAGACGUUCUUGCAUUAGGGCAGACAACGAACACACAAAAUGACUCGCACAAGCUCAGUGUGAUUCCUUCUGAUCAUGAAACAUCAGUUUCAGAUCACAGCAGCCCAACGUUACCAAAGAAACGACAAAGUGAGUCCCAGAGUAAAGAGGAUAAUGUUUGGUCAGAUCAUACACAGUGUGGUGUGAUUGAGGAUCUAGACAGAAAAGAAGAUGUUUUGUGGCUGAAUCAAAGACAAAAAAGACAAAAAUUGGACCAAAGUCCGACAUCUGAAAAUCCUCUUUUUGUUUUAAAUAGAUCUGAUGGAAUAGUGGACAUGGAAUCAUCAUGGAACGUUAUCAGUUUAAAAGAUCCAGGCACAUGUGCUCCUGAAGGAGACAGUGCAGAAAGUAAAACAUCCAUUGAUAAAAACCCCAUUUCCAACUCUGAGGUACAUUCUCAGUCUCUACCUGAGUCAAAUCUACAGCCUAAAGUCAUAAAUCAUCUUCGUACAGUCCAAGAUGGUGACUCAGCAAAAGAACAAGAAUCUGAAAAUGAGUGUAUGAAGUGUGCCAUCACAUCCCAGGUCAAAGAAAAAGAGAAAGUCAGCCAUGAUAAAUCCUGCCAGCACACUCCACCAUUGCCAGGCUUUCACAUUUUGGAUGAGGAAAGACACAACUGUUCAAUCCAGAGUCCAUUCAACCCAAUGCUGUGCUUUACGUCUCAACUUAGUGGUGUGGAGAGGCAUGGGCUUCUUUCCAGCCACACCCACAAACAGGUUCUGCAUAAAAAGGUGUUUUCUGCUAAGCUAAGAUCUACACUUCCCAUCUCCUCUCCUAUCCUUCACCCUAUUCACAUACCAUCUGCCAUUCCAUCUGGUUCUGUCACUAUCUUUCAUCAUCACUCCACAUUCAUACCCAAUCAGCCUUCCCUCUUUACCCAGGUAGUACCUGUUACCCGGCUUCCAUUAGCCCCUGAAAUCACACCCUUCAUACCCUCGUCUCAAGUUUCAUUGGUGGCUCCACCCACUAUCCAUACGACAGCCGUCACAUUCCAUUCCUUACCCCGUCCCCAGGUUUUUCGCCCACUCCUGCACCCUCCUUCUCCUUUUCCACCUUUACUAACCCCUCACACUACUGUCAUUCCCCUUCAGCCUCUCUUCUGAAAUUAUAAAAACUUGGUAAAGUAGUAAUCGUGGUAAAAUAUUAUAAAGUACAUUCUGAAUUUACAGUACAAAUACAGUUAAAUACAUAAAUAUGGGGAAUAAACUAGUGUAUAUGGCUUUUUUUACCAGAUGUGAUUCUGUCUAGGCUAGGCUAGGCUAGGUUGGUCAUUUGUCUAUUACUGAUGUUAGAGGUUUUUUUUUCUCUAAAAUAAUUUAGCAGUCGGUCAGGUAAUUGACAAUUAUUUCUUACCAAUGAGCCAUGACACUCUACGGCAAGCAGCACUGAUUUUAUUUAGAUAUAAAUCUUAAAACAUUAUUUUUUCUUCAUGACAAAGAUAAAGGAUCUCUCAUCUGUACACAAAUAUUAAAGGAAACUUCUCCAUGAAUGACUUGCAUAUUAAUUAUUAUAAUUAAUUUUCCUGACUUACAUAAAACUUACAUUCAAAUACAAGCUAAUAGUUGUUCAGGGAUAUUUAGCUGUUGCUAUACUGCAAAGCAGAGCAGGAGGGAUUUAAUCCUUUAUUGUGUUCAGCUCACUUACAUCCCGAUCUCUACACUCUGCUCAAAUAGAUCAGUUUACAAAGCUUCAAACUUCAUGAUAAUAUCUUUGUCAAUGCCAUUGUGCUAGAUAACUAGCUUCGCCAAAUUUUCAUUUACCGAGCCCAGUGAUUAUAGCAACAUCAGUAGACAUAAGCUAAAAACCAAAUUGUGUAUUAUGGCCAAUAUAAAAUAUCAUUUAGCUGGUAUUUUAAACAUAUUUAUGAUAUUUAUAAUCCCACAUAGCACAUGAUAAUGACAAUGCAUCUAUAUAUGCAUUAUAAACAAACAACAACAAAAAAACAAGAGGAGGGAGACAUGCAAUAUAACAUUGUGCAUACUGUACAACUGACAUUAUGCAUAAUAUGUUUAUUUAACUAUCGAUUUAACCAAAAGGAUUCUACUGUCCUCACUGACCUAAAUUUAUACAAGAAUAUCAAAUUGGCUCAUCAUGUGAUAUAUGGUAGAAGCACUAUGAAAUAAUUAGCUACAUGAAUCACCCUUCUCUCUAUAUAAAUGCACUACUUAGAAAAAUUUGCAAGUUUUUGUCUCCUUCUAGGUACCAUAAAACAGAGCUGGGGUUAAGCCAGUUAUAAAACAACUGUGAUUUCAGUAGAUAUGACUUCAUAGAUGUAGCUAGAAUCGUUAAAAUUUGUUGUUUGUAUUUAUUUUGAUGUAAAAACUAUUUGAACAGAAAGAUCAGAGAUGAUUAAUGGAAAAUCCAUUGUUAAUGAAUCCUAAAUCUGAGGGUCCAUGGCAAAUUAAUUCAAAAUAAAGCGAAAAUGUAAUAGGAUGGUUCUUGAUCAUCCGAUCAUGCUAGGUGUCUCAUAGUAGUGAAUCUAGGUAGAAUAACCCUGGGUUUUAUUCUUAAAGAUGUUUGCAUCUGAAGUUCUUUAGAAGUCACUAAUACCUUCUCUUUACAGGAUGUAGGCACUGUUGUCAUUAUUGAGAUCAGUUCCAUACAUAGCAGUCUACCUAAACCAGUAUCCAUAUUUUACUGACAGUCUCAUUGCAAAAAUGUGACCCACUACAUAUUUAACCGAUCACAAAGCUGAAUGUGUAUUACAGAAAACAUGUUUUUUUCCAUUGUUCCAUAAAAGUCCAGUUAGAUAUUUUGAUUUAUAGUUAUAUUAGUUGAGCAAAAACAAUCCUCAAAAGUUCCUAGAGCUGUAUAAGUGUCAUUUGUAUUGAAUUAAAAAAUGCUGCUUGUUGUUCAGUUUAAACUUCUCACUCUUGUGGACUUGGAGUGCCCUCUAGUGGCCACAGUUACUGAAGCAACAUUCUGUAUUGCUUACUGAGAAGGUCCAGAACAGGUCAACAGAACAAGUGUAUGUGGGUGAAAAUGGUAGAAAUCCCUAAGGUACAAAUCAGACAUUCACAAACAUUCACCACAAUCAUUCAGUGAUCUCUCUAAACUUUCAGAGGUAUGAGGUCAUGAAGAGUGUAGAUGAGGCUCACCUUAAGAGAAUGUCUGGUUAGCCAUAAGGUUUAAUGAAUGGUCUUUAUUUGAUUUAAGUUCUUGAUUGAACAGGGAGUCUGUUCAAUAAUGAUCACACUGCUGGUUGUAUGUUUCAGAACAUUGCAUGGAUUUUCAUACAGGCUCCGAGGACGAAUGUCUAGGACCAAAAAAUGACUGAGCUGAAUCAGCAAUGGAAACAUACAAUCCACUUUUACAGUACAUUUGUUUGUUUAAACUGUAUGGUUUAGCAUCUCAGGGUGAUAGUAUACUCUUCAUUCCAAAAAAGAAACUUGCCAGAUAAUAUAAAAGCCUCUCAAUAACUGCAAUUCCAUGAUAAAUAUAAAAUGACCAUAUUUACUGUCCACUGGCAAUGUUUGCAAAAGCACAACCAAAAUUCCUGAGCUGUAGCAUUGACUUCUAAAAUAAAUGAUUCCUUAAAAGCUCUGGAAUAGCACAGGUCUGUUACUGAACCUUGUUACUGAAAUUAUUACGACUUACGAUAUUUAUACUCCAGGCCAUUCAAGAAUGUAAAAAAUGAAUGAUCAUGUGUUGCCUUCACUCAUAAUGUGAAAGUAGGGUUGACUUAAUAAUCAACAACUUGCUUCAGGCAGGAUAUCAGAUUGCAGCUCAAAGCUGUCAUUUCAUUUAUGAUAUUUGGCAGACACCUUUAUCCAGAGUGAAAUACAAAAGUGCUUAAUACCAAGUGAAGAAUCUGUCGAUGAAUAUCUCAGUAUUAGUUCACUAGGCUGCACACUAAGGAUGCCAUAAGUCUAAAACUUUUAGGAGGUAAUAUAGCACAGAACCAUGUUGUUUGUAGACAGACAGUGACUUGGCUGUUCUGACAUUUAUCUAUUUUCAGUGCACCACCAAAUGUCUUGACACACACCUACCUUGAGAGAUAGUGGGACCAGUCAAGCAGUAAUAGAAGAACUGAGGGAGCAUGGUGCAGUGUAAGGAGUGAUGAGGGUAAGAGGUGAGAGGGUACUGGUCCACUUUGGCUUUGUAGGCAAGCAUCAGGGUUUUAAAUUUGAUGCAUGCAGCUAAUGAAAGACUUAAGGAAGUUAAAUACAAGUAAUGCAUUAAUUUUGGAUGAGGGUCAGGCCUACCAGGAGUUGAAGUAGUCAAGUCUUGAAAUGACAAGAGAAUGAAAAAGGCACCAUGAGGGAUGGAAGGAGAAGAUAAAUUGAGUGCCAUCAGCAUAGAAGUGGUGGGAGAACCCAUGUGAGGACAGAUCUUCCCCAAGGGAGUGAGUAAGGAUGGAGAAAAAAAUGUGAACGUAAAGAAGAAUCGAAUCCUGGUUGUGUAAUGUAGAGGUAGUAGGGGAAACUGGGAGUCUGGGAUAUGUUUAAAUUUUCUAAUUAUAAAAAAAGAAGUCUUCCACAGUUAGGGAGGACAAAAGAAGGUUGAGUCGAUUCAGUCCAAUUCAAUUAAUUUGUAUAGUACUUUUAACAAUUCACAUUCUCUCAAAGCAGCUUUACAGAAUUACAGAAACAGAAUUAAAAAACUUUAAAAAAAAUAUUUAAAAUUAAGUUACUACAUAU